Messenger RNA from Knipowitschia caucasica, 3780 nucleotides. The record is from the annotation of a GenBank genome assembly. NCBI's taxonomy places the organism in Eukaryota, Metazoa, Chordata, Actinopteri, Gobiiformes, Gobiidae.
AUGGGGUUGUUGUUUGUAUUAUUGGGGGUUUUUUGUUGGGGGGGUGGGGUUGUGUUUGGGGUUGGUGGGGGGGGUGGGGUGGGGGGGGGGGUGGGGUUUGGGUUGGGGGGGGUGUUGGGUGGUGGGGUGUGGGGGGGGGGGUGGUGGUGGGGGGGUGGGGGGGGGGGGGGGGGGGUGUUGGUGUGUGUGGGGGGUGUGGGGUGUGGGUUGUUUGUUUUUAGGGAUGGUGUUUGGGUUAGUGUUAGUGGUUGGUGUUGUGUUGUUUGGGUGGUGUUGUGGUUGGUGGUGGUUUGGUUGGUGUUUGUGGUUGGUUUGGUGUGGUUGGGUGGUGUUGUGGUUGGGUGGUGUGUGGUUGGGGGUGGUGUUGUGUUGGUGGUGAUGUUGUUGUGGUUUGUGGUUGGUGGUUUUGUUGUUGUGUGGUGGGGUUGUAGGUUGGGGUUUUUUGGUUGGUGUGUUGUGGUUGGUGUUUUGGUGGUGUUUUUGUUGUUGGGGUGGUGGGUUGUGGUUGUGGUGUUGUGGUUGGUGUGUUUUUGGUUGGGGUGGUUUUGUUUUGGUGUUUUGUGUGGGGGGGGUGUGGUUGGUUGGGGGGGGGGGUGUGGGUUGGUUUUGGGGGGGUGGGGGGGGGGGGGGGGGGGGGGGUGUGUGGUGGGUGUUUUUGUGGGUUGUGGGGUGUGGGGGUGGUGGGGGGGGGUUGGUGGGGGGGGGGGGGUGGGUGUGGGGGUUUGUGUUGUGGUUGGGGUGGUUAUGGGUUUUGGUGGUGGUGUGAGUUGUUGGUGGGAUAGGUUUGUUGUUUGUUGUGGAGGUGGUUUUGUGGGUUGGGUGGGGUUUGGGUGGGGGGUGGGUUUGGGUUUGUUGUGGGUGUGUGGUUGUGAGAAUGUGGGGAGUGUAGUGGGAGAGAGAAGGGGGAGAGAUGAGUGGAGUGAGAGGUUGGAGAGUGUGUGGUGUGUGUGUGUGUGUUUGGGGUGUGGGUGUGGUGUGUGUGUGGGUGUGUGUUGUGUAGUGUGGGUGUGUGUAGUUGAGUGGUUUGUGUGUGGGUGUGAGUGGGUUUUGGUUUGUUGGGGGGGGGAGGGUGGGGGUGUGUGGGGGGGGUGGGGUUUUGGGUGGGGUGGUUGGGGGGUGUUGGUUUUGGUUGUGGUUGGGGGUGUUGUGGGGUGUGGUGGGGGUUUGGGUGGGGGUGGUGGGAGGGUAGGGGGUUUUGGGUGGUUUGUGAGGGUUAGGGGGGGGUUGAGAGGGGGGGGGGGGUGGUUUGGGUGGUGGUGUUUGGGGUGGUUGGGUGUGGGAGGUGUUAGUGGGGUGGGGUGUGGUGUGGUGGGGUGUGUGGUUUGUGGGGUUGGUGGGUGUUAUGGGGGGUGUAUUGGUUUGGUGGUGGGGGGGGGGGGGGGUUUUUUGGGUGGGGGGGUGUGGGGGGGUGGUUGGGUGUUUGUGGUUGGUUGGGGGGGGGGGGGUGUUGGGGGGGUGUGGGGGGGGGUUGGAGGGGUUUGGUGGGGGUGGGGGGUGGGGGGGGGAGGGUGUGGGUUGUGUGGGGGGGGGGGGGGUGUUGGUUGGGUUGUGUUUAGAAUGGGAAGUGGAGUUGGGAUGAGGGGGGGGGGGUUGAAGAUGGAGGAUUGUGUUAGGUAUUGUGGUUUGGGUGGGGGGGGGGUAUUUGUUGGUAAUGGGUGUGGGGUUGUGGGUGGGGGGGGUGAGUGGGGAGGUGGGGGUUGGGGGGGGGAUGGGUGGUUUGUGUUGGUGUGGGUGGGGGGAGUGUGUGGGUGGUGGUUGAGUGGUGGUGUUUUUGGGGGGGUGAUUAUGGUUGUGGGGGUGGUUGGGGGGGGUUGUUGGGUGGGGGUGGUUUGGGUGGGGUUGGAUGGGGGUUUGUUGGGGGAGUUGGGGGGGGGGGGGUAUGUUGUUGGGGGGGGGUUUUGUGGUUGUGGGUGGGGGGGGUGGUGGGUGGUGGGGGUUUGUUUUGGUUUGGUGUGGGGGGGGGGGGGGGGUGUGUUGGGGUUUGAUUGUGGUAUGGGUGUGAUGGGGGUUUGUGUGGUGUGUGUGUGGUGGGGGGUUGUGGUGUGGUGUUGGUUUUGUGUGGGUUUUUGUUGUGUUUGUGGGUUGGUGUUUGGUGGGUGGGGUUGGGUGUGGUUGUGUAUGUUUGUUAAUGAUUGGGGGGGGGGGGGGGUGGUGGUUGUGGUGGUGUGGGGAGGGAUGGUGUGGUUGGGUGGGUGGGGGGUUGGGGGGUGGUUGGGUGGGGGGGUUGUGGUGGGGUUGUUUUUUUUGGUUGGGGGGGAUGGAUGGAGUUGGGGUUGUGUGUUUGUGGUGGUGGUGGGGGGUGGGGGGGUCGGGGGGGGGUGUGUGGGGUGGGGGUGUGUGGUGUGGUGGGUGUUUGGUGUUUUGGUUGUUGGGUUUGGGGUGGGGGUGGGGGGUUGGGGGGUUGGGGGGGUGGGGGGGGGGGGUUGUUGUUGGUUUGUGGGGGGGGGGUUGGGUUGUUUUGUGGUUGUUUGGUUGGGGUGUGUUGUGUGUGUUUGUUGGUGGUGGGGUUUGGGGUUGGUGUGGGGGUGGGGGGGGUUGUGUGGUGGGUUGUUUUUUGGUGGGGUUUGUGUUGGGUGGGUUGUGUUGUGGGGGGUGUGGGGGGGUGGGGGGGUGUGUGUGGGGGGGGUGGGGGGUGUGGGGGGGGGGGGUUGGGGUUUUGGUGUUGGGGUGUUGGGGGUGUGGGGGGUUUGUGGGUUUGGGGUGGUGGGUGUGUUGGUUUGUUGGGGGGUGUUGGUUUGGGUGUUGGGGAGUUUUGGUGUGGUGUGGUGGGUGGGGGUUGGUUGGGGUGGGGUUGUAGUUUGGGGUGGAGGGUGUGGGGGUAGGGGGUAUUUGUGGGGUGUUGUAUUGGGUGUGAUGAGGUAUUUUUGGGUUUGGGAGAUUGAUAGUGUGUUGGUUGGGGGUGUGGGGGUUUGGGGGGGUUGGGUGGAUUGGUGUAUUGGUGUUGUUGUGUGGGGGGUUGGGUUGGGGUUGGAGGGGUGUGGUGGGUUUGUGGGGGGUGGGGGGUUUAGGGGUUGUGGGGGGGGGGGUGGGGUGGUUUGGGGGGGGUGGGGUGGGGUAUGUAGUGUUAAUUGGUGGGUUGGGGGUGUGUGGGGGGGGGGGGGUAUUGGUGGGGGGGGGUAUGGUGGGUUUUUUUGUGGUAGUGGAUUGGGGGUGGGGGGGUGGGGGGUGUGGUGGGGGGGGGGUGUGUUUGGUGUUGGGUGGUUUGGGUGUGGUGUGGGGGGGUUGGGGUGGGGGUGGUUGUGUGUUGGGUGGGUUGUGGGGGGUUUGGGGUGUGUUUGUUGUUGUUUUUUGUUGUGGGGGGGUUGGUGUUGGGGGUUGGGUGUGUGGGUGGGGGGUGGGUUGGGUUUGGGUGGGGGGGGGGUUUGUGGGGUGUGGGGGGGGGUGGGUGGUUGUGUGGGUUGUGGGGGGUGGGGGGGGGGGGUGUGGUGGGGGGGGGGGUGGGUAGGUUGGGUUUGGGGGGGGGGGGGUGUGUGGUUUGGUGGGUUUUGGGUUGUUUGUUGGGUGGGGGUGGGUGGUGGGGGUGGGGGGGGGUGGGGUGGGGUGUGGGGGGUUGGGGGGUUUGUGGGUGGUGUGGGGGGGUUGUGUGGUUGUUUGUGGUUGGGGUGUUUGGGGGUGGUGGGGUGGUUUGUUUUGGGGGGUUGGGGGGGUUUGUGUGUUUGUUUGUGUGUGGUGUUGGGGGGGGGUGUGUGGGUUGUUUGUGUGUGUUGGGUUGGUGGUGUGUUUGGGGUGGGGGAGUGGUUUGGGGGGUGGGUUUGGGGUUGUGUUUUUGUGGUAUUUUAA